Lottia gigantea (owl limpet) is the source of this 3403-nucleotide messenger RNA. RefSeq lists its product as hypothetical. The record is from RefSeq and is a predicted model, not a curated record. Gene Ontology annotation, molecular function: alcohol-forming very long-chain fatty acyl-CoA reductase (NADP+) activity. Lineage: Eukaryota; Metazoa; Mollusca; Gastropoda; Lottiidae. Gene Ontology annotation, cellular component: peroxisome. The coding region runs from base 1 to 1554 and encodes 517 amino acids. Gene Ontology annotation, biological process: long-chain fatty-acyl-CoA metabolic process. The transcript is spliced from 14 exons.
AUGUCUGGAACUACGCCUACCAUACCGGAAUUCUACGCUGGUCAGACUCUACUUAUUACAGGAUGUACAGGGUUUAUGGGCAAAGUUUUAUUAGAGAAGUUAUUACGUUCAUGUCCUGAUAUUGAAUGUAUUUAUGUUUUGAUACGACCGAAACGAGGCCAGUCUGUAUCAGAACGUUUAGACACAUUAUUAAAAUCAAAGUUAUUUGAUAAACUACGUAAUGAUAAUGUGGAUAUCAACUCUAAAGUGAAACCAAUUAUUGGUGAUAUCAUAGAGAAAAAAUUAGGAAUAUCAGAGGAGGAUAUCACAACUUUAUCACAAUCUGUUUCUGUUGUCUUUCAUUCUGCUGCUACUGUUAAAUUUGAUGAAGAACUCAGGCUUUCCCUCCAGAUGAAUGUUAUAGGUGUUAAAAGUUUAAUAGAAUUAUGUCAUAAGUUUACCAAAUUAAAAGCUUUAAUCCAUGUGUCUACGGCCUACGCUAACUGUGAUAAGAAAUUUAUAGAUGAACGUGUUUAUGAUCCACCAUUGAAUCCUAAUAGAUUAAUAGAUGCUGCUGAAUGGAUGGAUAAUGAAGCUAUGAACUCCUUAACUGGUAAAUUAUUAGGAGAUAGACCUAAUACCUAUACUUACACUAAAGCUAUGGCUGAAUAUUUAUUAUCACAAGAAUCCAAGAAUUUACCAGUAGCCAUUGUUAGACCUUCUAUUGUUGGUUCAUCAUGGAAAGAACCCUUUCCUGGUUGGGUAGAUAAUUAUAAUGGUCCUACAGGUUUACUUGUUGCAAUUGGUAAAGGAGUAUUGAGGAUGAUGAUAGGUGAUUUUCAUGGUACAGCAGAUAUUUUACCUGUUGAUAUAGCUACUAAUUUAAUGAUCACAGUUGGAUGGCAUACAGCAGUUAAUAAGCCUGAUAAAAUGUUAGUAUUUAAUAACACCACAGGGCAAAUAAACCAGUUAAAAUGGGGACAAGUUGAACGUUGGUCACAUGAAUAUUUAAUGAAGAAUCCAAUGGAGCUGGCUAGAAUACCUAAUCCUAGAUUUACAAAAUAUUCAUUAUGGAAAGAUAUUAACGUUAUAUUUGAUCAUUUGUUACCAGCUUAUGUUAUGGAUUUUUAUUUAUGGGUUGUGGGACGUAAACCUGUAUUUGUUAAGAUUCAAGAUAAAAUAUGGAAAGCUGUCAAAAGUUUAGAAUUUUUUACCAGUAAUGAAUGGAAAUUUUCUAAUGAAAAUAUAUUUAUGUUGGCAAAUAAAAUGUCUCCACAAGAUAAAGAGACAUUUGAUUUUGAUGUAAAGAAAGUAGUAUGGAGUAAAUAUAUGGAGAACUAUUGUCUUGGUGCUAAACAAUUUGUAUUAAAAGAAGAUCCUGAACAGUUACCUAGAGCUAGAAGAGCUUUACAGAAGUUACAGAGAAUGCAGUUUUUGAUGAAUGCUGUAGUAUUUAUGGUGAUAUGGAGAUUGAUAAUCAAUCGGGUUCCGAUAGCUAAAUCAUUGUGGAACUUAUUAUUAGGCUGGGCUUCCUUUAUAUUUACUAAAUUACCCAAGCUAGCACGAUCUACAUAAUAAUAUAGAAUUAUGUGAGCAAACAUAAUCAAACUAAUAAUGACCUUUUCUGUAGCAUGAAUAUAUCACCCUUAUAUGAAGUUAAAAAAUGCUGAUAUUUUAGCGUGAUUUUUGCUCAACACGAAAAACAAUUUGUUAAGCGACUAUUUUGCUAUAUUAAUUGUUAUAUAUUAUGCUAUAUCAGUAAUUCGUAGCAUUAAUGAAACUUCAGAUAUUUGUGAUUCUAUAUUUUUAAAGUUUAUUUUGUUGUAUUUGUUACCCCUGGUAGGUACUAGAUUAUCCAGUAUGAAGUUUUUAAUUAUGAACCUACCACCUCAGACUUCUGAUAAAUAUCUCAAGAUAUCAAGAAUUAAAGAUGGGCGGUAUGACUAAUCUGAUUUAACAUAUCUUAUCUUAGCUAUUGUGUUUUUAGCAAGAUUUGUUUGUUUUUAUAAUGAAGCUUUAGUGCCAUGACUGUUUAUUGUUUUAAUAUCAAAGCUGUUAAACUUGGGUUUAGUUGAGCAGAUAUUUGUGCACAUCUGUGUAUAUUUCUAAACUUCAGUAGUCCAUGUUGUUUGAGGUAAUUAUGAAUACAUGUUUGACAUUGUAUAGUUUCAAAUACUAUUCCUUCUGUUUUGUGAUUUGAUUAAUCCUUGAUUGUGCAUUAUCUUCUUUGCUUAAAUAGCACUAUAUGGAUCUUGCUUUAAAUAUGCACAUUUGGAUAAAUAUACAAAGGUUUGGAUCUUUGCUUAAGUAUACACGUGUUUGGAUCGUUGCUAAAAUAUACACGUUUUUGGAAUUUUGAUUAAAUAUACACAUUUUUGGAAUUUUGAUUAAAUAUACAUAAGUUGAAAUAAACAUACACGUUUGGAUCAUUGCUUAAAUAUACACGAGUUUGGGACAUUGUUUAAAUAUACACAAGUUUAGGUCAUUGGUGUGACAACCAUUUCUUGGUAUAGAGUUUUAACUAAAACCUGGCUUGUUUCUAACAGUUCUUGACUAUAAUAAUAUUUGUAUUGUGAUGCCAUAUUCCCAAAUUGUAAUAAUUUUUGUGAGUGAGAAUAAUUUAUGUGUUUGAUUGAUAAUUUUGUAUUGAGCUUAAUUUUUUUUAAAUGUUUCUUAAUUUUGUGGUAGUCAUUUGUGAAAUAUGCUGUUUUGUUUUAUUGGUUAUGUAGUUUCAGUGACCACAGACAAAUUCUUCUAAAAAAUUUCAUGAUAUUUUCAUUAAUUAUUUAAAUAGACUAUCUUUUGGUAGAAACAAUGAUUAAAAACAAGUCAUUUUCUUUUACAAAAGCUAUAGUCAUUUGCUUAUAAAGAAGCCCACCAAAAAAUAUCAUUAGCUAUAAUAUUUAUAUAUAUAUAUAUAUAUUUUUACUGCAAAGUGAUUGUAAAGAGGUUUUCUAAACAAACAAUUACAAAAAUCACAGAAAAUUGAAAUGGUCCAAAUCAAUGCUAUCAGUGAUACACUUAAAAAAUUAAUAUAACCUUUUUACAAUCUCUUUAACUUGUAUCUUUAUGACUCAAAAAAAUUUUUUAUGCUUGUAAAUAUGAUUUUUGGUAAAUUCUUAAUGAUAAUAUUUUUUUAAUUAGAAUUUAGCCAAAAUAUUUAUGAGUUGAAAACCUGAUAUAAUUAUAAAAAUAUUCAUCACUUUUAUUUAAAAUCUUUUGUAAAGCAUUAUGAUUUUAUAAAAUAUAUAUUCAUUUAUCAAUCAUACUAAAUAUCCAUUUAGUAAAUAUUAGUUACAGUGAAACCCCUUUGAACAGACUGCCCACUGAACCAACAGAAAAUACUGAUUUGAGAUAAUCUUUGAUGAGAAUAAUCUUCUCAGUAAUAUUAAGUUUAACUCACCACGUUUAUGGUUUAAACUUC